AUGGGUGUGACGGGGUCUGGAAAGAGCUCUUUCAUCUCACUAUGCGCCAGAAAGCGAGUCGAAAUCGGCCAUACCCUAGGUGCCUGCACAUCUGUCGUCGACGUCUACGCCUACGAACUAUCACCAGAUCGCACCGUAUACCUAAUCGACACGCCCGGAUUUGACGACACGAAUCGGAGCGACGCCCAAGUUCUCCGCGAAAUCGCGACAUGGCUGGGAGACUCAUACCAAAACAAGAUUCUUUUGAGUGGUAUCCUAUAUCUACACCGGAUAAGCGAUAUUCGAAUGCAAGGAUCAGCCAAGAGAAAUUUAACGAUGUUUACUGAGCUUUGCGGAGACGAUGCUCUGAAAAAGGUCAUUCUGGUGACAACGAUGUGGGACAAAGUUGCAAGCGAAGACGCCUCAAUGCGCGAGAAGGAGUUGUUCGACAAACCUGAGUUUUGGGGAUACAUGCUCAGCAAGGGGAGUACCUCCCAUCGACACAGCAAUACCGAAGACUCUGCAAGAGCCAUUGUUGAUCUUCUUGCAAAGAACAAUAGACCAAUUACAACGAACUUGCAGAAGGAGCUGGUAGAUGAGCAUCGCUCUCUGAACCAGACAUCAGCAGGUCGGGAAUUGGAAAGCGAGUUAAAUAAAGAGAAGGCGAAGUGGGAUAUGGAGCGUCGCGAGAUUGAAGAGCAGAUGAAGGUUGCGAUAAAGCAGCAGAACCGAGAGGCUGAACAGGCCAUGCGUGAAGAGCGCGAGAGAUAUACGAGCAUGAUCAAGAAAGCAGAAGAGGAUACCGGGGUUCUCCGGUCUGACAUGGAGAAGCUUCUUGCGCAUCGAGAUGAGCGCGUGACUCGGUUGGAACAGCAGUUGAAGGAGCAACAGGCGGCUUAUGACGCUGCUUUUAAGCUGAUGAAAAAUAGAGAGAAGAGGCUUGAGAAAGAGAAAGCAAAGCUGGCUAAAAAGACAUCUGAGCCCAAAGUACCGCCAUCCCCGUCGCCAUCGCCAUCGCCAUUGCCGACCGAUAGGGAGAAAUCCAAAGCGCGAGGGAAGGCGGAUUCAGAAGAAGAAGUUGCUGUCGCUACAUGGACUCGAACAAACGAGAAAGACGUGGAAAGUCAUUCGAGAAAGACCGUAUAUGUCCCUUUUUGGGUGGUCCUGCAUGGCACCAAAUUCGCCGGGUUUAGUAGCGAAUAUAACGCCAGCCAAAUGGCCUACCCAGAGAUGCGAAAGGGAUCAGGAGUGCUAGCAGCCACUAGCUACGGAGAAUCCCACGAAGGAGCCUUGACAUGGAUUGCCCGUUACAACGAUGGGACUUGGGCCACCAGCGACGGCCUCUUUGUGCGGUACGGGCAUCUAGGCACUACACUAGAAACUCGAGGCUUCCAGGAUCUCGAGACGUGUGUUCUCGGACCAGGCAAUACAUACUACGCACGAUGGCGAACUAACAAAUGGAGCUGUCACGGAAAGACCGAAUUCAGGAACGCGAUCAGGACGCACAGUACUAUGGAAGAUGGCUCCACGAUCUUGAAUCUGACUAUUGGGUUCGGGGGCUCGUAUGUGAUUUCCUAUGGGCGCCGAAAUGAUUUGCGGAAUGUGAAGUCUGUUUGGAAUCUGCGUGGGCAUUACGAACAUCUGAGUAAAUUCUUGGACAAAAACAAGGAUAUCAGCAUCAUUGCUCUUUCACUCGAUCCAUUGAGUAAAAGCACUUAUAUGAUUAUCUUCAGAGAGCCCGAUAAAGCCGGUAGAUGGGAGCUACGGUGGUUCGGUGUGAGGAAACUGGAAAAGCCCAUCCAUGACUGGUGGCAUAAAUCAUGA
Molecule: messenger RNA, 1803 nt
Organism: Penicillium canescens
Lineage: Eukaryota; Fungi; Ascomycota; Eurotiomycetes; Eurotiales; Aspergillaceae
Product: P-loop containing nucleoside triphosphate hydrolase protein
Exons: 5
Coding region: 1-1803 (600 amino acids)
Molecular function (GO): GTP binding
Source: RefSeq, a predicted model, not a curated record